GGUGUACACCGAAGUCGAAGGCACCGAGUGAGAUUACUCCAGAUUCCCGUCCACGAUUUGAUUGCAGUUCACGACUGGUUGCGAACAGCGGACGGUCCACGCCUAAACCUCGGAUUCGCAACGACUUGACUCCAGAACGAACCAGGAAUUUGGACAAUAGUACACCUCGCACGUUAAGCUUAACGUCCAACAAGAGCAAAGAUACCGACCGCAGCAGAGAAUCUGCUGAAAACAACGUUUAUAUUGUCGAUACUCGUUCGAAAACGUUGAACACAGCUAGUCGACCGAAUAGUGUUCCGGCAGUGCCACAAGCCAGAAGGGGCCCUCACGUUACCAACUCCGGACAAGUGAAGCCUGUCAGCCAACGACUUCCACCGCCAAUUAGAAAACCUGAAGCCAAACCAAUACCCGGACGACCCCAAUCGAAUGAAAAAAUGGCCUUUAAUCGUUCCAAGUCUCCGAUAGUGAGAAAAGUGGGCGCACUUGUUGAGAACUCUCGGUGUUAUAGCUCAGUGGGCGGCGAUACGAGCAAGUCCAAAAUACCCACGAAACGACCUGACUCUGGCAACAAGACGCGACCAACGAUAUCUAAUGUUUCUAAUGUGAAAUCGGAAAAGAGUCCUGUGAGAUCACCAGCGCCUGUUAAGGGUUUAAAAGGAUCUGCUUCAACACAAAAUAAUAAACUGAAUCCAUCGAAGAGCAACAACAAAGAUACGCACAAUAAUGCGGAAACUAAAUCUGGAGAGCCUAGUUCGAAGAUACGGUUGAGCACGACAAAAUCAACAACUAGUACAAAUUCAUCUGCCAGUCAGAAAGAUAAAAAGGAGAAAAAUGCAAUGAACAAAGAAAACAAUAGUUCAAGAGCAAAUUCUCCAAAAAGGCAGACUCCACCAAAAUCUCCACAAGUGGUUAAAUAUAAUUUACGCAAACCAGAACAAAACAUACAUGAUAAUCCGGAUCGAAGUAAACCAGUGAAACCAAAACGAUCUGUGACAUUACUAAAAAAUACAAUACAGGAAAAUGCUAAAAGGACGGGAUCUGAUAAAGUUAGGCCUAUACCCCUCUUUAACCGAAUAGGUUCUCCAAAUCACAACAAUCGAGGUUUUAGGCCACAAUUAGAGGAUAUCAAGAGUUCAUUCCUUCUAUUAAAUAAGAAGCAAAAUCCAGCCAACGCAAAACAGAAAUUACCAGAUGUGACGAAACCAAAACCAAUAAGUGAAGAGGAAAGACGGCAAAAAUUAUUGGAAGUAAAGAAGUCAUUCCAAAGCAAAGGGUUUUUCCAAGACUCAAAAUACGACAAAAUAGAAGGGCUCAACUGGAUUACAUGGAAAUAAACGGAGGAAUCAAAUAAAUCAUCUGUAUAUUCAUAAAUCCCAAGUGGUAGUUACACUGCAGUAGCGUCUAGUGUUUUAAAGUUUACGAGCUUCAUGUGUCAAUAAAAAAAAUGCAAAGAUA
Molecule: messenger RNA, 1455 nt
Organism: Pectinophora gossypiella (pink bollworm)
Lineage: Eukaryota; Metazoa; Arthropoda; Insecta; Lepidoptera; Gelechiidae
Product: triadin-like
Exons: 15
Coding region: 435-1334 (299 amino acids)
Source: RefSeq, a predicted model, not a curated record